AUGGAGUGCGAUAUGCGCUCCCCACGAGACCUGCUGAAUGCCAUUAAGGGCUCUCUAGGUCAGAACCUGUUGGAUGAAGGCUUCUUGAGUUCCCACCACCGACGAGGCCGAAGUUUCCCUCAGCAAACCCCAAUGAACUGUGCAGAUGGGGCGUUUCAGGAACACCCACAGUUGCUGCCUCGGAUAAGCUUGGUGGGUACAUCGGAAGCACGGUACAUCUACCAGGCCGUCAGGGUGGUGAAAGAGGAUAGGGAUGAAGCAUGUUUGGCAAACUUCACCAAUGUACAUGUGUACUUUGGGUGCGUCAACCAAGCGACCUGCAAAGAUCAGCUGAUGCGACAGCCAAACACCAGACCAAAGUGCAGCGCUGUCGUGGCUGAAGUUGUGCAAGCGGCGCAAAGAAAGGAGAAGUGCUUGGUGAUGGUCAGCCGUCGCACUGGGUAUGCUGCAAUGUUGAACUUGCUGGAGGAAGCUGCUGCGAAGAACAGGUUUCGAGUGGCUCAAUAUGGCAAGCUUACUGACUUCAAUGACAGUUCCAACUGUCAUGGGGAACGGUACCUGGUGAUGCUGUUAGACUCAGACAAAAGCAGCGAAAGCGUAGAGCUGAAGUGUGUGCGGCGAGCACUUUACUUGGAUGUCCCCUGCAGCUUUGUUGCUUUCAAGCAACGAUGUGGGCGCGUGGUCCGAUGUGGCUCGCACGACGAUCUUCCUUGCGCCCAGAGAUCCGUGAAGUUUGUGUUUUUCACCGCCACGUUCUCGCAGCAUAUGCAAACUGAACUCGGUGCCUUUGCAGUGCGGGCUUUGUGUGGCCAUUGGCAUGGCCCGAAGAAGGUCAACUACAGCACAGAGCCAGAACCAACAGGUUUGUUGGCAGUCGUGGAAAAAUUUGUGAAACGUGCGACGCGCAAGAACAUCAACAAUUUGCGCCAGCUUCGAUCUCGCCUUCGGAACAACGCGGUGCUUUUCGACAAGGUGACCGAGGACCGCAAGCUGAAGCAGCGCUUGGAAGCAGGCCUGGAUGCAGUCGAAUCUGCUUCGUCGGAAGAGCUGGAGGAGAUUCAGGAUCUUGCGCAGACCAAAACGAUUGAUGAGAGGCGCUUGGAGUCCUUGAUGGCUGAAGCCGCUGAGAUGGCACCUGCUCUGGCGAUGAUUCGCUGCCAUGCCAUUGAUGCAGGCCUUUAUCACUAG
This is a messenger RNA of Durusdinium trenchii, 1188 nucleotides long. NCBI's taxonomy places the organism in Eukaryota, Dinophyceae, Suessiales, Symbiodiniaceae. The record is from the annotation of a GenBank genome assembly.